Molecule: messenger RNA, 1582 nt
Organism: Sodiomyces alkalinus F11
Lineage: Eukaryota; Fungi; Ascomycota; Sordariomycetes; Glomerellales; Plectosphaerellaceae
Exons: 2
Coding region: 68-1444 (458 amino acids)
Source: RefSeq, a predicted model, not a curated record
CUUUAUUACAACCCCCACCUCUUCAUCUCAUAAAUAUGGAGUGACACAAAAGGUAGCCAUCAGAAUCAUGAGCCACAUGAGUGCCAAAGAAUUUCUCGCAAAGGCCAAAAGCGGGGAGAUACCGGUUGACAGCCACGAUCGAGUAUUGCGAAUAGCAUUUAUCUAUAUGGAUGAAGGCUUGUGGGGAACCUGGGAUGUGGAACGACGCAUGGUGCGUGACAAUGGAGUGUUCAGUGUUGUCGAACAACUCCACGAGCGCGGUUGGUCUUUUGGCCAGGGAGAUUUGAAAUUCAAUCGCACCCUGGAUAUAUUCUACCUAGCCCAGAUAGCAGCCGGCACCUACCGCUCCAUUGACCAACUGCACCUCGAGGACAGCUUUCCCAAACCAGACGACUUCGACAUAUUCUACGCCCGGCACCGUGAGCUGCUGAACCAGGACGCAUGGAAGCGGUACUACUCGCCGACGUUCCUUAUGAGUGCACUGUCGGCUCGCUUCUAUCGCCUCCCCGACUUACGAGACCUACCGGACUCAAGCGACCCGCUCACCGCGCCACGAGAAAAAGGAAUCGGCCACUUCACCAAACUUCCUCGCUGGGCAUACAACGUUAUGCGGACGCACCGUAGACAGGCGACCCUCCCCGCCGAAACCAUCAAGCAGAUCGCCCUCUCCACCCUCCAGGAGACUAUCUCACGCCAGCGGGAGGAUUACCCCGAUCAAGUUCAACCGUACUCAGAGACGCAGGCCCUCUUCUGGCUCCAGUACAUGAAUAUAGAUGAUCCCGAGGCUGAAAUUCGUAGGGAGACAUGGUUUCCUAACCAGUUCGGCUAUGUCACCGCGCAGGGCUGGUACGAUAUGUGGGCGUGGGAAAAGCACUAUUCGCGAAAACGAUGGGAGGAGUCGAUGGGCGCCGUGCCGUUUCUCGAGCGGGAUUUAGAUGGGACGCGUAAGAGCGAGAUCUACUGGUGUGGGCUGCCGGAUGGCGGGACGGGUGCUAUGGCGUGGCAUAGAGGGUGGGACGCGGAGCUAGGGAGUGAAGAGGAGAUUGCGUUCCUAGCAGCUGUUGCGGCGAAAGAGACGGAGGGCAUCGAUGUGAGCAUGAGCCAUCUGGACUACGCAAUGCGAUCCCAUAUGCUUUUGGCGGUGCUGCGUGCUGCGUUCGAGACAGGGACGGAGAGGGGAAAAUAUAUAGACGAUGUGAAGCGGCGGAUAGUGGAGGCGGGUAGGAUUGAUGAGGAGAGCAAGGCCGAGCAGUGGAUUCGACAAGCGCUGAUGGUCAUGGAGCCGUAUGUGCAUAAGCGCCAUGAUGGGUGGCCUGCUGCUGUCGAGGAUCGGGGUGAAUUGCUCCGGCAGAUCGUAAUAGAAAAUGGGCAGCUUUUCGCAAGAUGGAAGGUUUGGCCUUCUUGCAAAGAGUUCAAGUUUGAGCUCAAAUCGAGGGUAGAAUAAUAGGGCACAGUGACUAGACCAUAGCGUCCAAUACUGGAACGCCGGGGAUAUGUAGGUGCCUGAUCCAAGCUGCCUGCCCCUGGUAUUGAUGGACUGCACCGCCUUCCCUCCAUUGGCAUGGAUCAGCUCAGCCUCGGC